This is a messenger RNA of Malania oleifera, 3364 nucleotides long. RefSeq lists its product as uncharacterized. The record is from RefSeq and is a predicted model, not a curated record. Gene Ontology annotation, cellular component: RNA polymerase III complex; nucleus. Bases 238 to 2406 code for a protein of 722 amino acids. The transcript is spliced from 15 exons. Gene Ontology annotation, biological process: DNA-templated transcription. NCBI's taxonomy places the organism in Eukaryota, Viridiplantae, Streptophyta, Magnoliopsida, Santalales, Ximeniaceae.
AUCCCGAUGUCGUCGGACGGUUAAACGCUCAAAUGUCCGAUUUAGGCUUCACACUCCCUCCCAGUCCCGCUCGCUAGAACGCCCAGAGCAGGACUAACUUAUUAUGCUCGCCACGGCCGCAGUGGCAGCUCUGAUUCUGAUAUAUUAAUAACGCACUCGUGCUUUCUUUUCCCCCCACGAGGCUCGCCGGAGCGGCUGUCACUACUCCCACCGCUCCCCUGAUUCCCAGAGAGAGAGAUGGAUAUGGACCUGGACGAUCUGGAUGGUCCUAGCGCCGCGCCCGCGCCCGCGCCCGCGCCGGCGAAGGUUUCCAGAUUCCAACCAAAAGCUUCCAGGUUCAAACCCAAACCAACGGCAGCUUCAGCGCCUGAAGAGUCGAAACUUCAAGAAGCGAAUGCCCUAGCUUCGAAGAAGAAAGAAGAGGAGGAAGAAGAAGGGUCUCGGCCUUCAAUUAGCGCCGCCACAGUGAAAGACAACGAACCCUCCCCAAGACCUCUUGCGAAUGGGAAGGCUAAGAUGGAUUCCGAGUCCUCUGAGAUUAAAAUGGAGGUCGAAACUAAGGUGGAAGAGCAAGAAACGGGAGUGGCAAUGGAGGAAGGCGACGAUGAAAAUCGGGUUGUUCGAGAAAUUGACGUCUUCUUCAAUCCCUCUCCUGUCGAUGACGAUACUCAGCUCUAUGUUCUGCAAUAUCCUCUCAGACCUUGCUGGCGACCGUACGAAUUGGAUGAACGAUGCGAGGAGGUAAGGGUGAAGCCUGUAAGUGCUGAAGUAGAAUUAGAUUUGUCCGUUGAUGUUGAUUCCAGCAAUUAUGACACUGAUGCUCGUGGGCUCACGAUGACAAAACAGACUUUAUCAUCUUCAUGGAAGCCACCUCGCACGACGGGCUAUGCUGUUGGGAUUUUGAUGGGUAAUAAGUUGCACCUGAAUCCUAUUCGUGCAGUUGUGCAGCUCCGACCAUCGAUGCAACAUCUUAAGUAUGGUGACUUAAACAAGAAGAAUAAUGCUGGUAACGUAGAAGGAUCACUGAAAUCAGAAGAUCCUAAUGGCGAACCUGUUGGGCCACCAAAGAAGCAGAGCAAACCGAGGGGGAUUUCAAAUGAACAUAAUGUGGAAGUUGCGGAGAGCAAACUGAAGGGGAUUUCAAAUGAACAUGCUGUGGAAGUUGCGGAGAGUUUUGUUCCUCUCAAGUACCAUGGCUCAAAGAGUGAUUUCUCAGCCAAAUAUUUGGAAAAGAUGGUGGCGGAAGAAAGUUCUUCUAUUCAGUUUUCAAUGAGCCCGCAUGAUUACAUGAACUCAUUGUGUCCCAACACAAUUAGCGAUAGCAGAUCAAAAGGUCCUUUAAGAAGGUUGCUUUCCCUGCCGCUAGAAGAACGUUUCAAGAAGUGGCUUUGUGAGGGUCCUCCUGUGCAUCGAUUCAAUGCUCUGAAGCAUCUUGCUCCUGAUGAAUCCAUUGAAGAUGUUUUACGAGUUCUUGGGCGGCAUGCUCGGUUGGUACAAGGGCUGUGGGUUCCUAAAAGUUCAUUGCUGUCUGAUGGCCGUGAGGGGGUGGAAGCAUUAGCUAGAGAUUACAUUCUUCUUUUAUUUAGCAAGAAUCCUACUAUCAAGUACCCACAACUAGACGUCCUAAAACGUAACAAAGCUCUGAAAGGCAUCCUGACGACGUUAGCUGUUGAAAGACCUUCUUUUAAGGAUUGGAAGUUUAGAGAGCCUACAGAUGUUUCAUUUAUAAAACUUUAUCCAAAUGUUGUUAAUGAGCAAAAUCAAUAUUGGGAAGCUUUGGAAAAAAAGGUGACUGUUGUUAUUCAUGGAGGUGAAAGAAGUGGGCCUGGUGCUAAGAAUAAGCCUGGCAUGCCUACUAAGCCUGGAACAUCAACAGUUUCUGAUAAAGGUGCAAUGAGAUCAGGAAAUGAGACACCAUCACGGAGGACAGCCAUGUCUAACGAAACUCGGGAAGCAUUAUCUAGAGCCCUGAAAAAACUUUUCCAAAUGUAUAGGGUUUGCAGUUUUCAACUAAUUUGUCAAGGUUUGAGGGAUUUGGCAGUUUCCCAGUCUACUCUUCCGAAGGCAGAUGCUAGAGCAGCGGUGGCUGCUGCAUCGGCUGUAGAUGGCCCUAAAGAGGAGCUUCAAGCAGUUAUAGAUCUAGUUGCAACUAAUGUUCAUGGUGUCUAUGUUUGGAAGUCAUCUCUGGAGCACGCUGAAUACAACUUGUUCAGGAAUGUUGUUGUUAGUCUUUUCCUUGCAAAAGGACCAAAUGCAAAACUUAAGAAGGCUGAUAUCAUGGAAGCAGCCAAGAUUGAGCUUAAAAGGGAUAUUACUAACAAUGAAUACAUGAAGGUCUUGGGUGAAUUGUGUGUUUCCAGAGGUGCUGCUUGGGUCUUGAAAAGUGGCGAUGGAAAUCCAAAAUGAUGUGUUCAUAGUGUUCUUCAAAUUGAUGAUUAAUUAUUUUCUUAAGUUGCCAGGAUUUUUUUGGCCCAGGCAGUUUUGUGGAGACUGGAUGCUGGCGCAGGGGAUAUUUUCCUACACUUGGCUGUUUCUUUCUUAAGUGGGAUUUAUCAGCUUUAUGUUGGUCUGCAUUUCCCCAUGGAAAAUCAGGAUGCCAGACUCAUCCAAGUCAUAAUAUGCCCAUUGUUCAUAUUUUCUUGUUAUUAAAAGAUGAUACAAUUAUGGCAGCGAUCCUGUUUCUUAUUCACACCAGUUUAUUUGCAAGCAGUAUUGCAUCACCUGCCUUGGUGUUUUGGCCUUUCAAUAUCGUUUACAUGCAAAGCGCAGCGCAGGUGCCGUGGUUUUUGUGUGUUUCUGGCUAAUGGAUUAUGGAAGGCAGGAAAUUAAAACUAUUCAACAUUUGUUUGUGUGGAAGAGAAUUAGGUGGAGAGCAUCAUGCAACGUACAAUUUUGGUUUCUCCUCAAUUGGGUCGGAGGGAAUUUAGAGAUGUUCAUAAGAGUUUUACUUGUCUAGGCGGCACUGAACCCUGAAAGAGAAGCAGCAGAGAAACUGCAAGGUGAUGCGAGACCAUAUAUGAAUGGCGGGGUUUUUACUGUCCACCAUUUUGGAUUUUUGUCUGAAGCAUAAUUAUUGGAGUGGAUGUUAAUUGCAAGACGGAUUUUACUGCCAGUUUUCCAAUUAGUGGAAAUCAAUAUGCCCUAGUUGCAAGUGGCAUGUAAUUAGUCUAGGCAAACACAGGCUGGAAGAAUUGAUUAUUAAAAGCCUUGCAUUUGUUCAGUUGGCACAGAAUGGUCUUUGGUUAUUGAACUUAGCUAGGGGUCUGUUCAAGUCGACACAAUGGAAUGUUCAAACUCGACUCACAAUGCUGAGUUUGGAACUUGACUCGAACUCAUUUAAUAACAAAAUUAUUGAACUCAAGCA